AUGUCCGGCGAGAAGGUCCUCAAUUGCAAGCUCCAAACUCAGUUGGAGCAACGUGAGCGCCAAAAGCGCCUCAUGCAACCCCCCAGCCCCGGGAUGGUUAAUCAACUCGUCGACUUCGGGUCCAACGACACCUUAUCCAUUGCGACCUCGCGGGCGCUGACCCAGGGCUUCCGGGAGCAACUGGACGCACACCCCAACUUCAUUGUGGGCAGCACCUCGACCCGCAUCUUCGAGGGCACAACACACUAUCUGAACGACAUCGAGCGAGACCUGGCCAGCUUCCACAAGGCGGAGGCGAGCCUGUUCUUUAAUUCCGGUUUCGACGCCAACGUCGCCCUGUGGUCGAUCGUUCCGCGUCCGGAUGACGUGGUCAUGCAUGACGAGUACAUCCAUGCCAGCAUCCACGACGGGAUGCAGCGCGGUCGCGCACAGACUCGGUCGUUCGCGCACAACGACCUGAAAGAAUUCCGGCGUGUUCUCGAGGACCUCCGCGAUAACCAGAAGGGAUCCAGGGACGGCAAGAGCGUGAUCUUUGUGGCGGUCGAGUCGUUCUACAGCAUGGACGGCGAUGUGGUUCCCAUCCAGGAGAUGCUGCGCAUUUCCCGGGAGGUGCUCCCGCAGGGCAAUGUGGUGUAUGCCAUGGAUGAGGCGCACUCGAACGGGUUGAUCGGACGGGAUGGAUCUGGCCUGGUGUGUCAUUACGGAUUGGAGAAGGAGAUUGGGAUCCGGGUGCAUACUUGCGGCAAGGGGAUGGGGUCGACGGGGGCCGUUGUCCUUUGCUCGGAGACCAUGCGCAUGUCCAUGAUCAACUAUGCGCGCAAUAUCGUGUUUUCGACGGCGCCAUCGUUCGUCACCGUCGCGGCUGUGCGCGCGGGCUACGAGUUGGCUGCAAGCGAGGAGGGCGAGCGGCGACGAUGUCGAUUACAAGAGAACACGCGCUACUUCGAGCGCAUGGUGACUAAGCACAAGCAAUGGGCCGAAGUCAGCAAGCAGGGUGUAAUUCAAAUUCCCGGAUCGGAGGACUGGGGAUCGGGUCCUUUUGAGACACCUAUAUUUGCCUUGGUCACCCCAGGUGGCGAGGAGAAUGAGCUCGCGGACCAUAUCCGGGGGAAUGGGUAUUGGGUCGACUCAGUGCAUUAUCCGAUUGUGCCAAAGGGGCUGGGACGGGUCCGGCUCACGGUGCAUGCGGAUAAUACCAAGGAGCAGAUCGAGGGCGUGGUUGGGGUGUUUAUGGAGUGGGCGGGAGCUAGAGUCGGGAAGCAGGGCAGGAGGGCCAAGUUGUAG
Aspergillus uvarum CBS 121591 is the source of this 1284-nucleotide messenger RNA. Its product is annotated as aminotransferase class I/II-fold pyridoxal phosphate-dependent enzyme. Bases 1 to 1284 code for a protein of 427 amino acids. Gene Ontology annotation, biological process: biosynthetic process. The transcript has 3 exons. Gene Ontology annotation, molecular function: pyridoxal phosphate binding. The record is from RefSeq and is a predicted model, not a curated record. Lineage: Eukaryota; Fungi; Ascomycota; Eurotiomycetes; Eurotiales; Aspergillaceae.